Molecule: messenger RNA, 1929 nt
Organism: Poeciliopsis prolifica (blackstripe livebearer)
Lineage: Eukaryota; Metazoa; Chordata; Actinopteri; Cyprinodontiformes; Poeciliidae
Gene: sp5l
Product: Sp5 transcription factor-like
Exons: 2
Coding region: 113-1213 (366 amino acids)
Biological process (GO): regulation of transcription by RNA polymerase II
Molecular function (GO): DNA-binding transcription factor activity, RNA polymerase II-specific; RNA polymerase II cis-regulatory region sequence-specific DNA binding
Source: RefSeq, a predicted model, not a curated record
UAUAUAAAAAUCUUGAUGCGCGCGUUCUGCCGCAUCUCCGGCGACAGUUUCGUAUUCUGUGCGUUCUCGGAGCAGUUUGCGCUGCGUGUGGGGAACAGGAGCGCGAGGACAGAUGGCUGCGCUCACGAUACAGAGGACUGACAACUUUUUACACACCUUCCUGCAGGACCGGACGCCCAGCUCCUCUCCGGAGGGCGCGCCCAACGCCCUCUCCUUCCUGGCCACCACCUGCAGCCAGGCCUGGCAGGUGGGCAGCGCCAUGGGCUCGGAUGGCUCCCAGUUCCCUUACGAAGGCACGGUCAGCUCCACAUCUGGAAUGUUUCAGCUAUGGAGCAACGACAUGCCCCCCAGCACUGCCCUCAGCACGCACCAGAUGACUUUCACGGUGCCCAAGGUGCAGUUUCCCGGGCACAUGCAGUCCGGCCUGGGUCACCACCACCAUCAUCACCACCAUCAUCCUCAUCACCACCACCACGAGCUGCCUCUGACCCCACCGGCCGAGCCUGCGUCCUCCUACUCCUUCGAACUGUCCCCUGUUAAGGUGCUGUCUUCGCAGGCGCAGUCCAGCAGCCCCUAUUACCCCCAACACAACGGCGUGGGGCAAAACUUCCCCAGCUUUCUGCAGAAUUCCUCCGCCAGGCAUCACCUUUCGGGCGGCCACGUGGAGGACGGCCAGCAGUGGUGGAGCCUCCCACAGACCAACAGCGCUCCAGCCAGCCACCCCUUCUCCCUGGGCAGGCAGCUGGUUCUGGGUCACCAGCCGCAGAUAGCCGCUCUGCUCCAGGGCACCUCCAAGGGUCUGCUGAGCUCCACGCGCCGCUGCCGGCGGUGCAAAUGUCCGAACUGCCAGACGAACAGCGGGGGGCUGGAGUUCGGCAAGAAGAGGCUGCACAUCUGCCACAUCCCGGAGUGCGGCAAAGUGUACAAGAAGACUUCCCACCUGAAGGCGCACCUGCGCUGGCACGCCGGGGAGAGGCCCUUCAUCUGCAACUGGCUCUUCUGCGGCAAGAGCUUCACGCGCUCCGACGAGCUGCAGCGGCACCUCCGCACGCACACCGGGGAGAAGAGGUUCGGGUGCCAGCAGUGCGGCAAGAGGUUCAUGAGGAGCGACCACCUGUCCAAGCACGUGAAAACCCACCAGAGCAGGAAGGGUCGGUCCGGGCAGCCCCCUCAGGGCACAGACCCAAUGCUCGCUAGUAUUAAAAGAGAGUGAGCUGCUUCAUGCAGAUUCAAAUAAAGCAAGACAAAAAAAUAUAUAUAUAUAUAUAAAUAUAUAUAUAACUGUGGGAAUCACAUUUACUGCCAUAGAUUUGCACUACAGGGUAAGCGUUCCCUGAAUGUCAUUCUUCCUUGUCAGAAUCCUGCUUUUAAACCAACCUGGACUCUUGUGCAAAGACUUUGGGUGAAAUCCUUAUUGUUUUGUUUUUAUUUUACCCCAAGAUGAAGCUUUUGCAGUGAUCUUGUGAAAGUUCAGCGUGAAUGAUUAAAGAGCCUUUGAUAUUCAUUAUGUAAAUCUUAUUUAAAUUUCAACUGGUGUGAAAGUCUAUUUUUUCAGACUUUAUUGUGUAAAUAUUUGACUAUGUUAAACAGCUGAUCAUAGGGUUCUACCUUAGUAUGUGCUCUGGAGAAUUAAGUUGAACAUAAAUGUAUGCCUUAGCUGGAAAACUGCAAUGAUCUCUGAAAUUAUUAGGAGUUGUGGGGGGGAAAUUGCAAAAUCGUAACUCGGUUUUCAUUCCGGAUUUGCUCAGAAAUUGUUUGGAAAGUUCAACUCUUUGAUUUGUCUGUUUUUUUAAGAGGCAAAGUGAUAAAAUACGCUGCUGGUCAAUCUGUUUAAACUUCAAAUUGUUUGUAAGUUAUGUAAAACUAUUCUGACCGGUUUUAUUUGGGUUUUGGCAGCAUGUAAAUUUGAAUAAACACUGUCAUGGGGAA